Molecule: messenger RNA, 792 nt
Organism: Cladophialophora immunda
Lineage: Eukaryota; Fungi; Ascomycota; Eurotiomycetes; Chaetothyriales; Herpotrichiellaceae
Product: 40S ribosomal protein S14
Exons: 3
Coding region: 96-551 (151 amino acids)
Biological process (GO): maturation of SSU-rRNA from tricistronic rRNA transcript (SSU-rRNA, 5.8S rRNA, LSU-rRNA); translation; ribosomal small subunit assembly
Cellular component (GO): ribosome; cytosolic small ribosomal subunit
Molecular function (GO): small ribosomal subunit rRNA binding; mRNA 5'-UTR binding; structural constituent of ribosome
Source: RefSeq, a predicted model, not a curated record
CAAGCGGUUUCCCCUUCGAAAUCACAAAAUCAUCGAAAAUAUUUCUUUUCUACCUCUUGCCAGUCCAGUCCUACAGUCAACGACAAAAUCCCAAAAUGCCUCCCAAGAAGAAGGUCGAGCGCGCCGCCACGGAGAACAUCUCUCUGGGCCCUCAGGUUCGAGAAGGUGAACUCGUCUUUGGUGUCGCUCGUAUCUUCGCUUCCUUCAACGAUACCUUCGUCCAUGUCACCGAUCUCUCCGGCCGCGAAACCAUUUGCCGUGUCACAGGAGGCAUGAAAGUCAAGGCCGACCGUGACGAGUCCUCUCCCUACGCUGCCAUGUUGGCGGCCCAAGAUGUCGCUCAGCGCUGCAAAGAACUCGGUAUCACCGCGCUGCACAUCAAGAUCCGGGCUACUGGUGGAAACGGCACCAAGACCCCAGGUCCUGGUGCUCAAUCGGCUCUGCGUGCGUUGGCUCGCUCGGGAAUGAGAAUUGGGAGAAUCGAGGAUGUUACGCCUACACCAUCCGAUAGCACGAGACGCAAGGGUGGUCGCCGUGGUCGUCGUCUCUGAGCGUAUUCGUCAGGCGCUGGUGUAUGGUAUUUGCUUCUACUACAUCCAGUACCUUGCCACUAUGGGAAAACAGGUCAAACGCUGCUGGAUGGGAGGAAAGAUAGGAUGGACUCAAAUACGCGAAGAACGGCUCUUUAUGCCUGGUCUUCAAAGCUGCUACUUCUCAGCAGUCAGAUGAUUGCAACGAGAAAACCGUACGCAUGAUGAAAUUCAUCAAUCAAACACAAAAACUUGAUCAGAA